AUGUCAACUCGCAAACUCAGCCGUGCAAGCAACACCGCACCAGAGCUCAGUCCUGAGCUUGGCACCCCCGUAAUCCAUCCCCGGUAUCAUGAAGGGCAGAAAGUGCGAUAUAAAGAUGUUACAGAACGCUAUGGAACCGAUACAAGUAUCGGCAGAGUCAAGACUGUGUUGAAGGAUGUAACGCCUCCCGUUGGGAGAGAAGAAGUGCGAUAUGAGGUUUGUCCAGACAAAUGUGUUUAA
Molecule: messenger RNA, 240 nt
Organism: Talaromyces stipitatus ATCC 10500
Lineage: Eukaryota; Fungi; Ascomycota; Eurotiomycetes; Eurotiales; Trichocomaceae
Exons: 2
Coding region: 1-240 (79 amino acids)
Source: RefSeq, a predicted model, not a curated record